Messenger RNA from Danaus chrysippus (African queen), 960 nucleotides. The record is from the annotation of a GenBank genome assembly. Lineage: Eukaryota; Metazoa; Arthropoda; Insecta; Lepidoptera; Nymphalidae.
CUGAAACCAACUUCCGGUGAUGUAGUGUGGGUGCUUUAUUGGUUCAAGAUAUUACACAGGAUGGCGAAUCCUCCGGUCGGAGUGUCGUUCGACCAGAAUGAUAUGUCCAGACAAAUCUUGUAUAUUAUAUCCACCUUUUCUAUUUUCAGUUGGUAUUUCAGUGGCCUUUCCCGAGCAGAGGCCACUAAGUUGCUUCUCAAUGAAACCGAGAGUGGUGUUUUCCUCGUACGAGACUCAAAAACAAUACACGGAGAUUAUGUACUGUGUGUCAGGGAGGAUGACCGUGUGUCUCACUAUAUAAUCAACCGAAUGGUUUCCCCCGAUGGAACCACUCGGUUCCGUAUUGGGAACCAGUUGUUUGCUGACAUGCCGGCCCUGCUGGCGUUCUAUCGACUGCACUAUUUGGACACCACGCCGCUAGUGAAGCCCCUGCCUCAAGCCAGUGUCCAAGCCACGGCAGCCCCAACUCAUUCAUACCACGUGCUAGAAGUUGUUAUAGCCAAGUUUGAUUUUGUCGGAUGUGACGCCGAUGACCUUCCAUUCCGCCGUGGAGAGAGGUUGAUGGUGAUAAAUCGUGAUGAGGAGCAGUGGUGGACGGCCAGGAACGCUCAGGGAAGGACGGGCUCCAUACCCGUCCCUUACGUACAGAGGUUAUUAGAUCCGUCUGGUGUACCAUACCCGGCAGGCGAGGCGAUGUCUCAACUGGACCCGCCGAGCCCACCCGCUAAUAAAACGCCGCAGAAACCAACAAAUAUGCAGCGGACCCUGCCAGCGCUCGCCCGAGUGAGACAGACCCGUGUACCAAACGCUUAUGACAAAACAGCACUUAAACUACAAGAAGGAGACAUAUUGAAGGUAACGAAAAUGAAUAUAAACGGUCAGUGGGAGGGCGAGCUGAACGGGAAGGUUGGACACUUCCCUUUCACAUAUGUUGAGUUCCUUGAUGACGUCACCAGCUAA